Molecule: messenger RNA, 1813 nt
Organism: Ochotona curzoniae (black-lipped pika)
Lineage: Eukaryota; Metazoa; Chordata; Mammalia; Lagomorpha; Ochotonidae
Gene: SLC7A10
Product: solute carrier family 7 member 10
Exons: 11
Coding region: 142-1710 (522 amino acids)
Biological process (GO): D-alanine transmembrane transport; amino acid transmembrane transport; D-serine transmembrane transport
Cellular component (GO): membrane
Molecular function (GO): neutral L-amino acid transmembrane transporter activity; L-amino acid transmembrane transporter activity
Source: RefSeq, a predicted model, not a curated record
CCCGGGCCCGGGGCCAGCGCAUGCGCCCGCCUGUGGGCGCUGUCCGGUCUGCGAGGGCUGCGAGCGCACCGUCCUUCGGACAGGACCGACCGACGGACACACGGGGCAGCGCAGGCAGCAGGGACUCGGCGGGACAGCGACAUGGCCGGUUACAUCCAGCAGCCCAGCGGGCGCGGGAGCCCCGGCCCCGCGCCCUCGCCUUCCCCCGGCCCGGGCCCCGGACCCGGCGCCUCGGAGCGGGUGGCGCUUAAGAAGGAGAUUGGGCUACUGAGCGCCUGCACCAUCAUCAUUGGCAACAUCAUCGGCUCGGGCAUCUUCAUCUCACCCAAGGGUGUCCUGGAGCACUCGGGCUCUGUGGGCCUGGCCCUCUUUGUCUGGGUCCUGGGCGGAGGCGUGACUGCUCUUGGCUCUCUGUGCUAUGCCGAGCUGGGAGUGGCCAUCCCCAAGUCUGGCGGGGACUAUGCUUAUGUCACGGAGAUCUUCGGGGGCCUGGCUGGCUUCCUAUUGCUCUGGAGUGCCGUGCUCAUCAUGUACCCCACCAGCCUGGCGGUCAUCUCCAUGACCUUCUCGAACUAUGUGCUCCAGCCCGUGUUCCCCAACUGCAUUCCUCCCGCUGCUGCCUCCCGCGUGCUCUCCAUGGCCUGCCUGAUGCUCCUGACGUGGGUCAACAGUUCCAGUGUGCGCUGGGCCACACGCAUCCAGGACGUGUUCACAGGAGGGAAGCUGCUGGCCCUGUCCCUCAUCAUCGGCGUGGGCUUCAUCCAGAUCUCCCAAGGACACUUUGAGGAGCUGACGCCCAGCAACGCCUUUGCUUUCUGGAUGACGCCCUCCGUGGGCCACCUGGCCCUGGCCUUCCUCCAGGGCUCCUUCGCCUUCAGUGGCUGGAACUUCCUCAACUAUGUCACAGAGGAGCUGGUGGACCCUCGGAAGAACCUACCUCGUGCCAUCUUCAUCUCCAUCCCACUGGUGACCUUCGUCUACACAUUUACCAACGUGGCCUACUUCACCGCCAUGUCCCCCCAGGAGCUGCUGGCCUCCAACGCGGUGGCCGUGACCUUUGGAGAGAAGCUGCUUGGCUACUUUUCAUGGGUCAUGCCUGUCUCCGUGGCUCUUUCCACUUUUGGAGGAAUCAAUGGCUACCUGUUCACUUCUUCCAGGCUGUGUUUCUCCGGAGCCCGGGAAGGGCACCUGCCCAGCCUGCUGGCCAUGAUCCACGUCAGAAACUGUACUCCCAUCCCCGCCCUCCUGGUCUGUUGCGGGGCCACAGCAGUCAUCAUGCUUGUGGGAGACACGUACACACUCAUCAACUACGUGUCCUUCAUCAACUACCUCUGCUACGGUGUCACCAUCCUGGGGCUGCUGGUGCUGCGCUGGAGGCGGCCGGCCCUCCACAGGCCCAUCAAGGUGAACCUGCUGGUCCCUGUGGCCUACUUGGUCUUCUGGGCAUUCCUGCUGGUUUUCAGCUUCAUCUCGGAACCCAUGGUGUGUGGGGUUGGCGUCAUCAUCAUCCUCACGGGGGUGCCCAUUUUCUUCCUGGGGGUGCUCUGGAGAAGCAAACCAAAGUGUGUACACAGACUCACCGAGUCCAUGACACGCUGGGGCCAGGAGCUGUGUUUCGUGGUUUACCCCCAGGAUUCCCCUGAGGAGGAGAAUGGGCCCUGGCCAGCCUGCCCCUCGCCCGCCACGGACAAGUCCUUCAAGACACAAUAAGACAAGGUGUAGGGACUGAAGCAGCCCUUCUGUUUACAUGUUGUUUAUUGAGGAGGUUUUUUUUGUUUUUUUUUUUUUUUGCAAAAACUUUUUUUUUUUUCUG